Cyclopterus lumpus (lumpfish) is the source of this 7981-nucleotide messenger RNA. It is a transcript of the gene cacna1ab, whose product is annotated as calcium channel, voltage-dependent, P/Q type, alpha 1A subunit, b. Gene Ontology annotation, molecular function: high voltage-gated calcium channel activity. Gene Ontology annotation, cellular component: voltage-gated calcium channel complex; membrane; neuronal cell body. The transcript has 51 exons. NCBI's taxonomy places the organism in Eukaryota, Metazoa, Chordata, Actinopteri, Perciformes, Cyclopteridae. The record is from RefSeq and is a predicted model, not a curated record. Gene Ontology annotation, biological process: chemical synaptic transmission; calcium ion import across plasma membrane.
UCCAUGCUGACCCCCCUCUACUCGGACCAUGGCGGCUCGGUGCGGUGGCCCCAGAGUUCCUCCUGCACCACCUCCUCUCAGGGUCUCCACCGGACGCUCCGCUGCCACCCUCCCCCGAUCAGCGGGAGCAGCGUGGGCCCCAACCCCACCUACUAUCACGCCGUCUACGACGUCCGGGUGGAGCAGUACGGAGACGUGCCCUUUACCGGCGGCGGCGGCGGCUAUGGGGUUCGCCCUGGCCGGGGCUCCUUGUCCCUUGUCACCAGCAUCACAGACCCCACAGUCCCGUUGGUCCGCCGGAGGGGAGGAGUGGUGGACCACCGCGACGUCAUCAUGGCCCACCAGGCUCACAAGCUGCACAACACACCACAGGCCAGAAGGAAACAGUGGGAAAUGGCGCGUUUUGGAGACGAGGUACCCAACAGGUAUGGAGGAGGAGGAGGAGGAGGAGGAGGAGGAGGAGGUGGUGGUGGCGGGGGUGGCGGGGGUGCCGGCGGACAAGGGGGGCCCGGCGGCCGCGGCGGCAGCAGGCAAGGGGGGCCCCCCGCAGGGCAGCGGGUGUACAAGCAGUCGAUGGCCCAGAGAGCCCGGACCAUGGCCCUGUACAACCCCAUACCCGUCCGGCAGAGCUGCCUAACGGUCAACCGCUCCCUCUUCCUCUUCAGCGAAGACAACCUGGUGAGGAAGUACGCCAAAAAGAUCACGGAAUGGCCUCCUUUUGAGUGGAUGAUUCUCACCACUAUCAUUGCAAACUGCAUCGUUCUGGCUCUGGAGCAGCACCUUCCUGACGGAGACAAGACGCCUCUUUCCGAACGCCUGGAGGAAACGGAGCCCUACUUCAUCGCCAUUUUCUGCUUCGAGUCCGGGAUCAAGAUCCUGGCUCUGGGCUUCGCGUUGCACAAGGGCUCCUACCUCAGGAACGGAUGGAACGUCAUGGACUUCGUGGUGGUGCUCACAGGUAUUCUGUCGUCAGUCGGCUCUCAGCUCGACCUGAGGACUCUCCGAGCCGUCAGAGUGUUACGACCAUUGAAGCUGGUGUCUGGGAUUCCCAGCCUGCAGGUGGUGCUAAAGUCCAUUAUGAAGGCCAUGAUCCCCCUGCUGCAGAUCGGCCUGCUGCUGUUUGUGGCCAUCCUCAUGUUCGCCAUCAUCGGCCUGGAGUUCUACAUGGGGAAGUUCCACACGACCUGCUAUGACAAAGUCACGCGAGAGGUGGUGGGCACGUUGCCGUGCGGCACAGAGUUGCCGUCGCGGUUAUGCCCCAACGGCACGCUGUGCGAAGGUCGCUGGCUCGGACCCAACUACGGCAUCACACAGUUCGACAACAUCCUGUUCGCCGUGCUCACCGUCUUCCAGUGCAUCACCAUGGAGGGAUGGACGGAAAUGCUCUACUUCAGCAACGACGUGGAGGGCAGCGCCUGGAACUGGAUGUACUACAUCCCCCUCAUCAUCAUCGGCUCCUUCUUCAUGCUCAACCUGGUGCUGGGCGUGCUCUCCGGUGAGUUUGCCAAAGAGAGAGAGCGAGUGGAGAACCGGAGCGAGUUCCUGAAGCUGAGGCGGCAGCAGCAGAUCGAGAGGGAGCUCAACGGAUACCUGGAGUGGAUCUGCAAAGCAGAAGAAGUGAUUUUGGCAGAGGAGGACGGCCCGGUGAACUUUGAUGGUUCGAGGCGAAGGCCGACCAUCAAAACCAAAAACAACAAGACGGAGCUGCUGAACCCCGAAGAAGGAGAGGACAACAUGGGGGAUGCAGUAGGUUUCGCCCGCUCCAGCCUGAAGAACGGGAAAGACGGCUCCAACUACAGCAAGAAGGAGCGCCGGCUGCGAUUCUUCAUCCGCAAGAUGGUGAAGACGCAGGCUUUCUAUUGGACGGUGCUGUGCCUGGUGGGCCUCAACACCAUGUGCGUGGCCGCGGUGCACUACAACCAGCCGGAGCUGCUCUCCGACUUCCUCUUCUAUGCAGAGUUUAUCUUCCUGGGCCUCUUCAUGUCUGAGAUGUGUAUCAAGAUGUACGGUCUGGGCAUCCAGCCCUACCUGCACUCCUCCUUCAACUGCUUCGACUGUGUGGUCAUUGUGGGCAGCAUCUUCGAGGUGGUGUGGGCCACCAUCAAACCAGGAACCUCCUUUGGGAUCAGUGUGUUACGAGCUCUGAGACUGCUGCGCAUCUUCAAAGUCACCAAGUACUGGGCUCCUCUUAGAAACCUGGUGGUGUCUCUGCUGAACUCUAUGAAGUCCAUCGUCAGCUUGCUGUUCCUCCUCUUCCUCUUCAUCGUGGUCUUUGCCCUGUUGGGGAUGCAGCUGUUCGGAGGACAGUUCAACUUCGAAAAUGGAACGCCUUCCACCAACUUUGACACGUUCGCAGCAGCGAUCAUGACGGUGUUUCAGGUCCUGACUGGAGAGGACUGGAACAUGGUGAUGUACGACGGCAUCGAGUCUCAGGGAGGAGUGAACAACAAAGGGAUGGUCUUCUCCAUCUUCUUCAUCGUCCUCACGCUCUUCGGCAACUACACUCUGCUUAACGUCUUCUUGGCCAUCGCCGUCGACAACCUGGCCAACGCCCAGGAGCUCACCAAGGACGAGGAGGAACAGGAGGAGGCAGCCAAUCAGAAGACGGCGAUGCAGAAGGCCAAGGAGGUGGCGGAGGUCAGCCCGCUGUCAGCAGCCAACCUGUCGAUUGCAGCGUGAGUGCACACACACACACAUACACACAAAGCAAUACAUAAACACACUAUCACAAUAAUAACAUAAAAAGAGCAGCAGAAGAACAACAUCAAGGGCAGCAAGUCGGUGUGGGAGCAGAGAACCAGCGAGAUCCGCCGGCAGAACCUGAUGACGAGCCGCGAGGCGCUCUACAACGAGCUGGAGCAGGAGGACUGGAAGGUGGGGGGCGAAGGCGAGGAGGUGUCCUACCCACGGAAGGCGCGUGGUGAUAUGACCCACCUGGACCGGCCGCUGGUGGUCAACCCGCAGGACAACCGCAACAACAACACCAACAAGACGCCGCCCGGCGAGCUGCCCCUGGACCAGGAGUACCGGCGCCAGGACGUAGACCACCGCCGCAAAGCCGCCCACCACUCCCACUCCCACUCCCACUCCCACCACCAUCGGAAAGCCAACGGGCCGGACGGCGGGGAGACGGGCCAGCCCGCCGCGGAGACCCGCAUGGAGCGGGGCUUCAGCUGCACGUCCCUGGGCAACGUGGAGGGCCAGCAGGGGGAGGAGAGGCACGGCCACCGGAGCCACCGGGGCCACCGGCACCGGAGCAACAGGGAGGGCAGGGAGGCCCGCAGCAUGUCCCCCCACCGCGGCGGCGACCGGAGGUCCCGGCAGCACCGCAAGGAGGGCGAGGAAGGCAGGCGGCACAGAUCCAAGGGGACGGAGGCGGAGGGCGAGAAAGGCGAGGAGGAGGAAGGAGGAGGAGGAGGAGGAGGAGGAGGAGGAGGGGAGGGCCGGAAGGCGAGGCGGCAUCGCCACGGCAACCAGGAGAGGAGCAGAGGGCAUCGCGCCAGAAGGGAGCACCACAGCACCGGGCCCAGCCUCUCCACCGCGCGGCCCGUCCAGCAGCACAACGAGGACCUGGACAACCUCCGCAACAACAGCAAGCUGGCCGCCGGCGCCCACGAACACCCGUACGCCUUCCCGCCGGACCACCCCGACCACGUCAACAACCUGCUGAACUGCCGCGACGCCGAUACCCACACCCUGAUCCACAGCAUGGACAGCCUGAUCCUGACUAGCAUGGCCAAGCCCGAGUACACGCAGAUAGACAUGCCGCCCGUCUACCCGUACCCCUCCACCAACGCCAUCCUGCAAGUGAACAAGAACGCCAACACCGACCAGAAGAAGAACGAGGAGAAGAAGGAGGAGGACGACGAGGGAGGCGACGAGGACGGCCCUAAGCCCAUGCCCCCCUUCAGCUCCUGCUUCAUCAUGUCCGUCACCAACCCGUUCCGGAGGUGCUGUCACUACAUCCUGACUCUGAAGUAUUUCGAGUUCAGCAUCCUGUCCGUCAUCGCCAUGAGCAGCAUCGCCCUCGCCGCCGAGGACCCCGUCUCGCCCGACUCGCCGCGAAACAACGUGCUGCGUUAUUUUGACUACGUUUUCACAGGCGUCUUCACAUUUGAAAUGUUGAUCAAGAUGGUGGUGCUGGGCCUGUUUCUCCACCAGGGCUCCUACUUCCGCGACUUGUGGAACAUUCUGGACUUUAUAGUGGUUAGUGGUGCUCUGGUGGCCUUCGCCUUCACGAGGUCAACGCUGAAGGGCAGCAGCAAGGGCAAAGACAUCAGCACCAUCAAGUCCCUCCGGGUGUUGAGGGUGCUGCGUCCUCUAAAGACCAUCAAACGACUCCCCAAGUUGAAGGCGGUGUUCGACUGCGUGGUCAACUCUCUGAAGAACGUGCUGAACAUCUUGAUCGUCUACAUGCUCUUCAUGUUCAUCUUCGCCGUGGUGGCCGUGCAGCUCUUCAAAGGGCGUUUCUUCUACUGCACCGACGAGUCCAAAGAGUUUGAGAGGGACUGCAGGGGCGAGUACUUGGUGUAUGAUGGCAGAGAUGAGGUUAAAGCUCAGAAGCGGGAGUGGAAGAAGUACGAUUUUCACUACGACAACGUGGCUUGGGCCCUGCUCACCCUCUUCACUGUGUCCACUGGAGAGGGGUGGCCGCAGGUGUUAAAGCACUCAGUGGACUCCACCUAUGAGAAUCAGGGCCCUAGCCCGGGUUAUAGGAUGGAGAUGUCCAUCUUUUACGUGGUGUACUUCGUUGUCUUCCCCUUCUUCUUCGUAAACAUCUUCGUGGCUCUCAUCAUCAUCACCUUCCAGGAACAGGGGGAUAAGAUGAUGGAGGACUACAGUUUAGAAAAGAACGAGAGAGCCUGUAUAGACUUCGCCAUCAACGCCCGGCCUCUGACUCGCCACAUGCCCAAGAACAAACUGAGUUUCCAGUACCGCAUGUGGCAGUUCGUGGUGUCUCCGCCCUUCGAGUACAGCAUCAUGGCUCUGAUUGCGCUCAACACCAUCGUCCUCAUGAUGAAGUUCGACGGCGCGUCGGAGACGUACGACAACGUCCUGAAGAACUUCAACAUCGUGUUCACCACCUUCUUCUUCAUGGAAUCGGUCCUCAAGGUCAUCGCUUUCGGCCCUCUGAAUUUCUUCAGAGACGCCUGGAACAUUUUUGACUUUGUGUCCGUCCUCGGAGCCGUCACCGACAUAUUGGUGACAGAACUCGGGAACAACUUCAUCAACUUGAGCUUCCUGCGUCUCUUCCGAGCGGCUCGCCUCAUCAAGCUGCUGCGUCAGGGGGAGACGAUCCGCAUCCUGCUGUGGACCUUCGUCCAGUCCUUCAAGGCUCUGCCGUACGUGUGCCUCCUCAUCGCCAUGCUCUUCUUCAUCUAUGCCAUCAUCGGCAUGCAGUUGUUCGGGAACUUGGCCUUGGGCGAAGAGGGAGAGAGCGCCAUCAACGAGCACAAUAACUUCAGAACCUUCAUCAUGGCCCUCAUGCUGCUGUUCAGGAGCGCCACGGGCGAGGCGUGGCACGACAUCAUGCUGGCGUGCCUGGGUGGGAAGGAGUGUGACAGGGACUCGGGGAACACUGAGCCCGAAUGUGGCAGCACCUUCGCCUACACCUACUUCGUCUCCUUCAUCUUCCUCUGCUCCUUCCUGAUGCUGAACCUGUUCGUGGCCGUCAUCAUGGACAACUUCGAGUACCUGACCCGGGACUCGUCCAUCCUGGGGCCGCACCACCUGGACGAGUAUGUAAGGAUAUGGGCCGAGUACGACCCGGCCGCCUGCGGGCGCAUACAUUAUAAGGAUAUGUACAGUUUAUUGAGAGUUAUCUCCCCUCCCCUGGGCCUUGGCAAGAAGUGCCCCCAUAGGGUGGCCUGCAAGAGGCUGCUGCGCAUGGAUCUGCCGGUUGCCGACGACAACACGGUACAUUUUAACUCCACCCUGAUGGCUCUGAUCAGGACGGCGCUGGACAUAAAGAUCGCCAAGGGCGGUGCAGACAAGCACCAGAUGGAUGCCGAGCUGAGGAAGGAGAUGAUGGCCAUUUGGCCCAACUUGUCUCAGAAGACCCUGGACUUGCUGGUCACGCCGCACAAGGCAGCCACAGACUUGACGGUGGGCAAAAUCUACGCCGCCAUGAUGAUCAUGGAAUACUACCGGCAGAGCAAGACGAAAAAGCUGCAGGCCCUGCGAGAGGAACAGCGCAUGGAGCCGCCCUCCGAGGUAGGGGGCACCGAAGGCCAGGGGGGGCAGGGCCUCAACGGCCUCCCCAGCACCCAGACGGACAACCUCAAUAGCAUACCUCCCGAGGGUGGCAUGACUGAGAGCCAGUCGUGGGUGACGGCCAAAGCCCAGGAAAUGUUCCAGAAGACGGGUAACUGGAGCCCCGACAGGCCGUACCCCGACGAUCUCCACGACAACCGUCACAACUCGCAGACAGUUGAGAUGAGGGAGAUGGGGCGGGACGGGUACUCCGACACUGAGCCCUAUCACCCAAUGGAUGGGCAUGGGCGGACCCUCUCCAUGCCCCGCCUCUCGGCAGACAACCAAAGAGCUCAUGCUGUUUCGCGGAGGAGACACAAGCCUCGUGGAAAUAACCUCAGUACCAUCACCGACACCAGUCCGAUGCGUCGCUCCACCUCCAGCCUGGUCCACGGGCGCACGGGCCGCGGCGUGAGGCUGGACGACUACUCCCUGGAGAGGAUGGUGUCCGAGGAGGGGAGGCACGGGGGAGGACGGCGGCACCGGGACAGGAGUCACCGGGCGUCGCAGCGCUCCCUCGCCAGAUACACCGACGCCGACACGGGUCUGGGCACAGAUCUCAGCACCACCACGCAGUCGGGCGAACUCCCACCCAAGGAACGCGAGCGGGACCGCGGCCGGACCAAGGACCGCCGCCACCACCACCACCACCACCACCACCACCACGGCUCCAUGGACAAGGAGCGCUACGGGCCCGACAGACACGAGUACCCCCACAGGCCUCCCCACGACCGCCAGUGGUCCCGCUCGCCCAGCGAGGGGCCCGACGGACGGGGACACAGACAGGGCAGUAGUUCGGUGAGCGGCAGCCCGGUCCCCUCCACCUCGGGGACCAGCACUCCGCGGAGAGGCCGUCGCCAGCUGCCCCAGACCCCCGCGGUCCCCCGUCCACAUGUCACCUACUCGCCCGCCGUCCGCAAGCCCAGCUACGGCCCCCCGGGGCCGGGCCGGCUGCGCUCGCCCUCCCCCCGACACUUCUCCCCGCCAGACCACGACAGAGGCUACCACCAACGGCCGCCGUCGCGCCAGGCCUCUCCCCACCCCGGGGGCUCCUCGUCCCUGCACGGCUCGCCGCGCUCCCCCCGGCACCAGUCCCCGCGCUCGCCCCUCCACGGCUCCCCCAGGUCCCCCCACCGGGGCCGCUGGAGCGGGCCCCCGCCCGGGGACAGCCUGGAGGGGGACGGACCCUUCUACGAGCGCGACUACGAGUACGAGCGGCACCACGAGCCCCCCGCCUACGAGCAAAGCCUCUCCCACGGCAACCCGCACCCGCAUGGGGGGAACCCUCACCCGCACCCACGCUCACCCAGGACUGCCCGCCAAGGGCCCCCUCCGCCCCCUCACCCGCAUCCACGCAGGGUGCCCAAUGGCUACCGCUCGACCUCCCCUUCCCCGAAUCGGCGGGGGCCGCCCGGAGCGCCCCCACACCCACACCACCGGCCCCCCCACGCCCGAGGGCCCCGCAAAGGCCUGCAUGAACCUUUUAGUGAGACGGACGAGGACGACUGGUGCUAGCAACCACAGGGAGCGAGGGAUGAGGGCAGGAGAGGAGAAGAAUAGCAGUGCUCUGGCCUCGGAUACGUAGACUUUUAAUAAAGCAGAGGUGGUGAGACGGGCCCUCCAACCCCUCUGCACUCACCCCUCGGACUCUAAAUGAGAGGAAAACGAGUGGAGGGGGUGGGGGGGAGGUGCUGCAAUUAGCCUUUUACAGAUUUUGUGUCCGACUCAG